Messenger RNA from Cladocopium goreaui, 978 nucleotides. The record is from the annotation of a GenBank genome assembly. NCBI's taxonomy places the organism in Eukaryota, Dinophyceae, Suessiales, Symbiodiniaceae.
AUGAUUAUCUUGCUGUUGUGCUGGACAUUCACCAUCCAGCAGGACGUGGAAUGGCUCGAGUACUUUGCAGGCACAGGAAACCUGACCAGGGUCAUGACAGCAGCCCAGUACAAGAGUUUUCGGUUUGACAUAUUGGAUAACAACCGUCCUGCCAAUCGGCGAUCUAACUUCAUGGAUUUGACGGAAGCCAGCGGAUUUGCGUUGGCAACACUAUGGCUGUUACGUGCAGUGGAAGAUAACUUUGCACUGCACCUUGGGUUGAAAUGCAGCUCGUUCAGCAAGAUGAACGUCGGAACAAGCAGCCGUUCAGCCUGCACAUCGAUUGGCUGGGAGAAGUUUGCUUCGGUGCUGAUCGGAAACUGCUUACUAGAGAGGAGUUGCCUACUCAUCUUGCUGGCGACGGCACUUGGUGGUUGCUGGAGCUUGGAGCAGCCGGGUGGGGCUUUGACAGAGUUUUAUCCAACCUUCAGACACACUAUCCAGUCCAUCUUCCAGAAUGGUGGCCCAACUGCUGUGCAAUGCGUUCGUUGGUGGAUGGGGCAUUACAAUUCCAGUACCCCUAAGCGACACUACGCCUACAGCAACAGCACAUCAGUCCUGAAGAUUGACAAAGGUGUUCUUCAGGGAUGGAAACGCAAAGGCAAGAAGAAGGUUACCACCGCAGAGCGGUAUGUGGAUGCCUCUGGUCGCAAAAGAUAUAAGGGUACUUCAAAGCUACGAGGUACGGAGGUGUAUCCCAUGCCGUUUGCCCGGGAGUUCUGCGACCUUGUGGAAGAGCUCAAGUCGAACGUGCAGGGGAAACCUCAGCUGCCCGAUCCCAUCCCUUCAGCUUUGGAAACCUUUCACCAUGGUUUCGAGUUGGCAAACCCUGAGUUGUAUCGCCAAGUGAACCUAGCAAGUGUUUACAAUUAUUUGAGGCGAAGCAAACAGCUUCGAAUCCCUCAUGAUUGGCUGCCAUUCAUGCCAGAACAGCUAUGA